UUUCUGCAUCCUUAGAAAAAGAUUCAUUUUUUUUUACUAUCUCCACUGUUCGUUCCUUCGUUCGCUGCUUCACUUUUCAAUGCACUCACUGUUCUUUUUAUUUUGAAAAGGGCUUCUUAUUUUACUUUUAAAUAAGCCAAAUUGAGCACGCGCUUGAUUUAAGUUACUCGAUGAUAUGAAUUUAAUGGAUAAAAAAUUGCGACAACGGGGUAUAUUGUAUUAGAUAAUUCGUUUUUAAAAAAAUGGAUUUCGGUUGGCUGUUUUCUCAUUGUUUUCUGGAAUUCUUGAUUUCGGAGCUGAUACAUUUCACACUUUUUUUUUUUGUUUUUUUUUUCUUUUUUAUUAGUUAUUUUCAUCUGUGUCCAUGUGCAAUACAAUUGCUGGGGGGCUUACUCUCACUGAAUGCUUCUUUUUUUCAUGUGUUUUUUUUUUUAAGUUAAUUUCACUAAAGUUGGUUCCUGCAUUUCUCAGGGCUAAUGUUAAACUUCAAUGUAUGAUUUUUCAUCUAAUCACUUGGGUUUUCUAGAUGCUUUCAAUUAUUAGCGGCGGUGAUUUUAGUUCAUGGUUCUUUAUCAUGUUGCUAUGUUGAACUGAUUCAAAAUUCUCUAUUAUUUCAAUUGAAACUCUUAGUUUUCAAAUUUCCGUAAAUUAAACUUCUUGGUAGUGGGAGGUGUUGUUUUUGCAUGUUGCAGACAACUUAAUGUGGUCGUCUUCUUGUUGUCUAAUUGCAACUAAUGUACUAACUUCUGAGCAAAAAAGCUAACUAUGAUACAUUGAUACUUUAUUGCUUUCGCUAAUCUAUUUUGGACUAUUAGAUUUCUACUGGUAAAAUAUUAUAACACUCGCACCUAGGUAGCGAUUGUGGUUUCAUCUUGGUACUUAGCUAACUGCAUUGAAGUUAUUCGUUCUCGAGGUUUAUAUGUUCUUUUCAUUUUUCUUCUUUCUUGCUAAAUAUUUUUCAUGCUGGUUAGUUGAUUUUAUAUUUUAUACUUCCCUGCACAAUUAAUACUUUAUCCCUCAAGUAUGUGUAAAGAAUGCAAACAAAAAAUUUCUGCCAUAUGUUUGCCAUUGCCAUAUGGACUCUGAUUUUUGUAAUGUUAUGGUCUAUUGCUUCGCUGCAAUGCCAUUGCAAUUAUAGAUUACAUUUGUGAGAAAACAAUAUGAUGCCACUGCAUCUGGUUGAUUUUUUCCUUGCUAUUAAAUUUGUAAAGGAUAAAAAAAAACGUGAGUUGCAUCGUGAACUGUUAUUCUAUUGCUACUUGAGGUGGUAAUCUAGUGAUGUUGUGAGUCGGUUUCUGUUGGUAGAUUUUUGUCUUCCUAUUAAAUUUGUAAUGUAUGUGUUGAGUUUCAUUUUGAAGUGUUAUUCUUAUUGCUCUUGAGAUAAUCUGGUACUGUUGUUUGUCAGUUUUUAUUCCUGAUCCCUACAGGGUUUUUUCUACAUAGCUGUGUUUUGAUAUCACCAAGCUUUAAGUUGAUCCAAAGGCAUGGUUACUUAUAUAGGAAUCACCCAACAACUGAGACACGAUGAGUUCAAGAUUCAAGACAUGGGAUGUCGGAUUUGCAUUUGGAAAUGAAAGAGAGGCAACGUUGGAGAGCUGAAGAGGAUGCUUUAUUACGUUCUUAUGUCAAACAGUAUGGUCCUAGGGAAUGGAAUCUUGUUUCUCAACGCAUGAACACCCCUCUCAACAGGGAUGCAAAGUCAUGCUUAGAAAGGUGGAAGAACUACCUCAAGCCUGGCAUCAAGAAAGGAUCUCUCACCGAAGAGGAGCAGCGCCUUGUAAUCCGGCUUCAAGCAAAAUACGGCAACAAAUGGAAGAAAAUUGCAGCAGAAGUUCCAGGUAGAACUGCCAAGAGGUUAGGCAAGUGGUGGGAAGUGUUCAAAGAGAAGCAACAAAGAGAGAAGAAGGAGCUCAAUAGAAUCCCUGACCCCAGUAACAAUAGCAAGUACGAGCACAUACUUGAGAGUUUUGCAGAAAAACUAGUCAAGGAACAGCAUCCUUCACCUUCAUUUGUUAUGACUGCUUCUGAUGGGACAUUUCUGCGUACUGAUACACCAGCACCUGCAUCAACCUUGCUUCCUUCUUGGCUUUCCAAUUCAAGUAGUGCUGCUGCUGCUGCUGGUCCAAGUUCCCUUUCUGUGACACUCAGUCUUUCUUCUGCAACAGUGGCUGCAGCUCCAUUCUCAUGGUUGCAACCUGAUAGGGGACCAGACAUUGCUCCUUUUGCUUUGGGGAAUAUACCAGCUUUCAGUGAAAAUAUGCUGAUAUCUCAGAUGUUGGAGCACUGCAAAGAGCUGGAAGAAGGGCACCGAGCUUUGAGUGCUCACAAGAAGGAGGCAGUUUGGAGGUUAAGCCGAGUGGAGUUGCAGUUGGAGUCAGAGAAGGCGAGCCGAAGACGGGAGAAGAUGGAAGAGUUUGAAGCUAAGAUUAAGGUUCUUCAAGAAGAGGAGAGAGCUGCUUUGAGCAGAAUUGAAGCAGAGUAUAGAGACGAGUUAGCUGCAUUGAAGAGAGAUGCUGAAAACAAGGAACAAAAGUUGGCAGAACAAUGGGCUGCAAAGCAUUUGCAGCUUACUAGGUUGCUAGAGCAGAUAGGAUGCAGAGCAGGGCACCUUGAACCAAAUACAGGAUGAAGAUAUCUUUUGGAAAAAUAGAUUUGGUGGUUCUCUUGUGACUUCCACUAUAUGCAGUUUACAAGAUGAUGAUAUUUUUAUGGUGAAAUGGAUAUAGGUGUUUUUGUGACUUGAAUUAUUUCCAGUUUAUGCUUGUUGUGAUCUUGGUAUAUUAGUGUUGUAGUUGUGUUAUAUCUGUUCCUGCAACUUGAGUAAUUUCCUUAAGCACUUGAAUUAUAGUAUCACUUCCAGGUA
Molecule: messenger RNA, 2863 nt
Organism: Vigna angularis (adzuki bean)
Lineage: Eukaryota; Viridiplantae; Streptophyta; Magnoliopsida; Fabales; Fabaceae
Product: transcription factor AS1
Exons: 2
Coding region: 1550-2629 (359 amino acids)
Source: RefSeq, a predicted model, not a curated record